GUUUUUGAAUAACACAAAAGAUUGUUUUAUUGGUUGUGCACUUAUCGUUUUUAUCAAGGAACAAAGAUUCAUUUAUUUCUUUUACAAAAAGGGCAUACGAAAAGAGAGGCGGUAGACAAGUUCAAAAGGAAUAUUAAAAAAUACUAGAAUUUUCAUCAGUACAUAGAGAAAAAAAAUCGAAUGUUGAAACUUCUAAAAGAAAUGAUUUCUUAUCUUGCGAAAAUCUAAAAGAAUAUUUUGACCAUCAUGAAUCAUCGAUUUUGUACAAUGAAUACUCUUAUGACCUAAAGCCUAAUGAGUAUAAGCAUAACCCAACUUUAAAGGAAGGUUUUUCUGCAUGUUUUUCUAACCAAGUAAUGUUGCACUAAACAAGUGGAUUGACAAAGAAUAGCAACAAAUUUAUUGUCCCAAAAAAAACUAUAAUCAUGCACUGAAAAACAACCUUUCGUCAACAAAAGAAUGGCACAAAUUUCCAUUGAUAAAGUCUAAGAUAACAGAUGGUCAGUAUCUAACUUGUUUUGUGUUUUUUUUAAAGGUAACUUAAUUACUUUUUUGUAGCAAAAUGUUUUAUAAUUAGAUUCAUUUUCAUGUUGUGAAGAAUACAACUUUCUACAUCAGAUGAGAUAUAUGUUAAAGAAAGCAUUAAAAAUAAGAAUAACAAAUCAUACCGCUCUUCAUUGCCAGAACCUCCGCCACCUAUUAUGAAUAAGCCCAAUGCUAAAAAGUUGUUAUCAGAUUCAGAGAUUGAAGAAGAUGUUUUUUCUUCACAUUUUGUUGAUGAACACAAUAAAACCAAGCAAAGUUCACAUUGUCAAAGAGUUUCAAGUUUUAAUAGAUGCAAAAUGUUAUUCUCAACGAGCUUGCAGAAAUAAAAGUUCUUUUAAAAGAAGUUAUAGAAAUUAAGUUUCAGGCUACUGAGGUGAAGUUGCUAGAAUCAGUGGAUGAAGUGGUUACACUGGAUAAUAAACUAAAAGAUAAAACCGAGUAUACUAAUUUGCUUGAUAGUUUGAAAAAAAUUGGUGGCAGAAAGCCAAGAGAACAUGUUUUUUUGAUCAUGAAAAGGUUAUUUUCGAAUCAGUUACAGUCCAAAUUAAAUCGAAAAGGAAGUGGGGAAAAGAUAAACUUAGAAAAUCUAGUAAAUAUAUGGAGUGUUUUACGAGGUAUAGUUUUAAUAGUAUUUACAAAACUGAUAUCUGUAUUAAAAAGAUAUUCUUCGACUUUUUUGUGUCAUGCCAUAAUUUUUGUAUCCAUAAUACAAGUUCCUUUAGUUUUUUCAUAAAACAAUUGUUGUUUAUUAUU
Hydra vulgaris (swiftwater hydra) is the source of this 1299-nucleotide messenger RNA. Lineage: Eukaryota; Metazoa; Cnidaria; Hydrozoa; Anthoathecata; Hydridae. The record is from RefSeq and is a predicted model, not a curated record.